AUGGGAUACUACACUUGUUCUUUCUCCUCUCUACUUUCCACCAUCAUCACCAUCACCUUCUUCCUCUUAGCUCGUGGAGCUGCUGCUUACACAGGUAGAUUCUCAAAGAUCUAUGCAUUUGGCGACUCAUAUACAGAUACCGGCAAUACCGGAUCGGCCACCGGACCCAGUUCCUUCCGCCACGUAUCGAACCUUCCCUAUGGUAUAACAUAUUUCCAUCGACCUACCAAUCGGUAAUCUGAUGGUAGGUUAAUAGUAGACUUCCUAGCCAACAACCUCUCCCUUCCAUUUUUACAGCCAUACAAGAAACGAGAAGCAGACUUCUCACAUGGUGUGAACUUUGCAGUAGCUGGAUCGACGGCAAUUGAUCAUGAAUUCUUUGUUAAGAAUAAUGCUACAUUGGACGUAACUCCUCAGUCACUACAGACUCAACUGAUUUGGUUUAAUAAGUUGUUGGAAGGGAAGGGAUGCCAAUUGCAGAGAUCGUAUCAAUGUCGUAUGGCUAUUAAGGAUGCACUCUUUUGGGUUGGUGAAAUCGGCGCCAAUGAUUAUGCUUACGCUUUUACAUCAGCCAUCCCAAGUUCCACUAUUCAAAAGCUCGCAAUCAAGAACGUUGCUGCGUUUCUACAGGCGUUACUAGAGAAGGGUGCAAAAUACAUUGUAGUUGAAGGAUUGCCGAUGACAGGUUGCCUCCCAUUGGCACUGUUUCUGGCUCCGGCAGAUGACCGAGACAGCAUGGGGUGUGUGGCUAGUGCUAACCAGCAAACCAAAUCCCAUAAUUCACUCCUCCAAACAAAGCUCGAAGAACUCAGGAAACGUUACCCGAAUGCUUUCAUCUCCUACGCCGAUUUCUGGAAUGCCCAUCUCAAUGUCAUGAACAAUCCCACAAGUUAUGGGCUCACGGAGACACUCAAGGCUUGCUGUGGGUCCGGUGGCAGGCCAUACAACUUUGAUGCAUUCUCCACUUGUGGCUCUCCAGCUGUACCCAAAGCAUGCACAGAACCGGCGAAAUUCGUGAACUGGGAUGGAGUCCACCUCACCGAAGCAAUGUACAAGGUGGUUGCCGACAAGUUCUUCCGUGGAGGAUACUGUCGGCCAUCGUUCAACCUAUUGCUUGAGGUUAAAAGGCGUGAAGGUUGAUUUGGUUUGGUAGCCAUUAGAUGGUUAUGUUAGGUGAGUGAGAGUGAGUGGGUCAUAUAAUAUAUGCAGAAAAACAUACAGAUAAUUAAUUAACAAGUAAUAUUAUAUAGUUUUACUUAAUUCAAAA
Magnolia sinica is the source of this 1267-nucleotide messenger RNA. RefSeq names its product GDSL esterase/lipase At3g48460. Lineage: Eukaryota; Viridiplantae; Streptophyta; Magnoliopsida; Magnoliales; Magnoliaceae. The transcript is spliced from 3 exons. Gene Ontology annotation, molecular function: hydrolase activity, acting on ester bonds. The record is from RefSeq and is a predicted model, not a curated record.